Messenger RNA from Penicillium manginii, 1113 nucleotides. RefSeq lists its product as uncharacterized. The coding region runs from base 1 to 1113 and encodes 370 amino acids. Lineage: Eukaryota; Fungi; Ascomycota; Eurotiomycetes; Eurotiales; Aspergillaceae. The transcript is spliced from 3 exons. Gene Ontology annotation, molecular function: zinc ion binding; oxidoreductase activity. The record is from RefSeq and is a predicted model, not a curated record.
AUGGAAACCAUGAGAGCGGCUGUUUUUAAGGAGGUGGGCAAGAUUGUGGUUGAAGACAGGCCCAUACCGCAGAUAGCGAGUCCUGAAGAUGCUAUUGUCAAGGUUAAACUCGCAGGUGUCUGUGGAAGUGACCUUCAUUGGUAUCAUUUUAUCCCUGGGCAUGAAUUUGUUGGUACUGUGGCUGCCGUUGGAGAUGGUGUAAAAACAGUCAAACCUGGAGAUGAUGUUGUGGUGAGUACUACUCGUCAAUUGAAAGCGAAGGCACUUGUAAAGGGAGACUGCUUAUUUGCUGUGUUAUCUAAAAGACUCCUUUCACUACCUAAUGUGGGGAAUGCUUCUACUGCAAACACCAACAGACGAGCCGCUGUGAGAAAAGUCUGCUUUUUGGUAAGUAAUCGAUCUUAUGGGAUCGGCAUCGAUGGUGGCCAAGCUGAAUAUGUGAAGGUCCCCUUUGCUGAUACCACACUUGUUCUAUCUCCGGAAUCUGUGCGCCCGGAGCUGCUUGUCCUUAUGUCGGAUAUUUUCCCUACUGGAUAUUUCUGCGCUUCAAGGUAUUUGAAAAAUAUGCCUCGGUCUGAAGCUGAAGAAAGUGUGGUGGUUGUCGUAGGCUGUGGACCCGUAGGGAUUUGUGCAAUCGCAGCCGCACUUACCUGGUGUCCUACUGUCUAUGCCGUUGAUCUCGUUCCAGAGAGACUGGCCGAGGCAGAAAAGAUCGGAGCCAAGGCACUUCUACUUGAUGAAUCUGUCGAGGCGACGAUCAAAGCUGCGACAAAUGGUCGCGGGGCUGAUGUUGUACUCGAAGUGGUGGGCAACCACGAUGCCAUGCAACUCAGCUUGGCCAUGGUACGUCCGUUUGGGUACAUCAGCUGUGUGGGUGUUUAUCUUGGCAACUAUACCUUCUCUGGCCCUACAUUACACGCAAAAAACAUGACUAUUGCAUGGGGUCGUUGUCCAGUCAAGGGGAUAUUUCAAGAGUCUCUGGAUUGUCUCGCCAAGGUCCAAGAUAAAGUUGGAUUCCUUUGUGACCUCCAUAUGCCACUGGAGGAUGCUUCUCAGGCCUAUGAGAUUUUCAACCAGCGAAAGGCGCAUAAAAUUAUCCUUGACAUGCUUUAA